Messenger RNA from Drosophila miranda, 1496 nucleotides. RefSeq lists its product as uncharacterized. The transcript is spliced from 6 exons. Bases 67 to 906 code for a protein of 279 amino acids. The record is from RefSeq and is a predicted model, not a curated record. Lineage: Eukaryota; Metazoa; Arthropoda; Insecta; Diptera; Drosophilidae.
UUCUUCUUCUUCUUCUGCUGCGUUUGUUUUGUUUACAAGAAGAGGCUCGCUUUACACAAUUUUAUAAUGAAUCCGACGGAAUUACAUGAUUCUUCCAUUGAAUCAGACGAGGAUAAGAUUCGAAAGAGCUACGAUCAUGAGGACUUAAAAACAUUCCUGGCCAAAUCGACUAUAAAGGAUUAUUUUCAACGUGCACUGCAAAUAUCAGAUUGCUAUCAGCUGCUAAGCUAUUUGCAGGCGACUUUGUCCAGAUAUGUUUGGGCAGAUUUUGAUCUGGAAGAGAAGCUAGACUUAUAUAUUCUGGCCAUAAUGAUGAUGACAUACGAACAGGAUAAUUUUAUAGUUAUUGAUAAACGCUUCACGCUGUUAGAUACUGUCUCCAAUUUAGGAUCUAAUCUUUAUCCAGACCAGAUUAAAUUUAUUGCCAAUGGCUUGUAUAAGAACUUUGUGCAAGGCGUGGGAGCCAAGCGUUUGGAAAAUUUUUUGAAUAUGCAGGCGGCCUUUCCUCGUCUAAUGCUCUCAUCUGGAUCUGGCAGUGACGUUGUCCUGGCCCUGCUUCUGACCAUCUUGAGCGGAUACACCAAGGUCCCAGCAAGACUGCAAAUUACUGGAAAUGCGCGUAAUGCAUUCGAAAUGGCAAAGUUGGUCAACUGGCAGCAGCUGGCGAACUCUGAUCAAUACCAUGACAUGUUCAUUCUGAUGCGCUCGUUUUUCCUCGUCAUAAGUAUGUGGAUUAAUCGUCAAGAGUUUCUCGAAAGUGAUCUUGGAGCGGAAAUGCGCACAUACUUCCUAACCGUGUGCAAGGUAUUGUGCAGAAAAACCGCCAUCGAAUCAGACUUUGCCAUGACGCUGGAGCGAUUCAUUGCCCUCUGCGUUGUACGUGCAGCAAGGAUAGAUGAACCCUAAUGGUCCCUAAUGCUAAGAGAUUACCAUAAGUGUUUUUUUUUUUUAUUUGUCGUUCCAUAUGGAGGAUAUCCAAGGGGCUGGGUACCAAUCUAGCUGCAGAUGCAUCCGCAAUAAAUGUUUUCAUAAAGUUCUCAUGGGUGCGUAUCAGUAUCGAUACUACGGAACACAUAUACAUACAAAGAACAGUUAAUUUGAAUAGUUCGCCAUUGUUGGAACACUUGGUGGUAUUUUUUGUUGUUUGCCUGGCGCACACGAUGUCUUUUUGGUUUUUGUUCAGUGCCAUCAGAAUCACUGGCACCAGGUUGAUCGAUAUUGAGUUGAAGGUAUUUGAUCCAUUUCAUCAAUCUAUUAUAUUAUCAUUGUCAGAGUCACUCAUUCACUUUCGAACAAUGUAUAUUUGGCGCGCAACAGUCGAUAGUAUCGGCAGCCGUUUGGUGGGAUAUUUUCUUUCUUUUUUUGGGACUUGCUCUCUUUUCCCUCGUCGAGGGAUUUUUCAACGCAGCAAUGUCCUUUUUCCCAACAUUCCGUAGAACUUUUUUGUUUAAACCUUGUUUUAUACAGAAUGCAAUAAAAGUGGUUAUUUAAAAUGA